UGAAUUAAAAAUUUAACAAAAUGUUGAUCGAAUUAAUAUUGUUGGUGGUCAUACUGCUGAUGGUACACCAACGUUGGACAAAAAGAGACAUCUACAAGCUGGGGGAGCAAUUGAAUUCUGGAAUAAGGUCGUUCCCGCUUAUUGGACACAGUUAUUUGUUCUUCGGUGAUAGUGUGGCACGAAUGAAAGCCUUUCAAGUUUUGGGUUUGGAUGCAUUGAAAAAGGAAAAUGGUUUAACAUCGCUGUGGCUUGCAAAUCGACUGUAUACUAUUGUCGCUGAUCCUGAAGCAGCAGACACUAUACUGAAGAGCAUUUCAGAAAAAGACGACAUCAUUAGAAUGGCUUCAGUUUUCAUUGGAAAUGGUUCUAUAUUUGCUCCAGUUUCAAUUUGGCGUCCACGGCGAAAAGUUUUAGUACCAACGUUCAGUACAAAGAAUUUGAAAUAUUUUAUGACGAUAUUCGCAAGUGAAAGCGAUAUUCUAGUAAAAGAAAUAGGAAGAGCAGCUGGAAAUGCUCCAAUUUCAAUAUUUAAGUACUUCACUGCUUUCACGAUGGAUGCUAUUGCGCGAACAACGAUGGGUUACAAAAUGAACGCCCAAAAAGACUCGAGUCAUUUCUUCCUGAAAGGAUUUGAUAUGGGACUUGAUAGCUUUGCAGAGCGCAUUUGUCAGCCAUGGCUACACAGUGACGCAAUAUACAAAAAUCUUCCCUUGUACUCUAGACUGAUGAAACACAAGAAAGAAAUGUGGGACUUUAUGACUGAGUUGAUAAGAAAUAAACGGAGAGAGAUCAAAGAUAAAAAUCUGACACAGGAACAGUAUGAAAAUUCUUCAGAAUACAACCAAACGACGUUUUUGGAGAGUCUGAUGAGAUUGUCUGGUGGUGACGACGGUUACACGGAUGAUGAAAUAGUAGAGGAGCUACUGGUGAUCAUGGUAGCUGGUACUGACACAUCAGCAGUUGGAGCUUCUUUCGUAUCUGUAGUUCUCUCCAGAUACCCUGAAAUACAGAAAAAAGUUUUUAAAGAGUUACAAGAAGUAUUCGGUGACUCUGACCGGCAAGCAACCUUCGAGGAUAUACCUCGGCUGAAGUACCUUGAAGCAGUGAUCAAGGAAACACUUCGACUGUACGCACCAGUACCGGUGAUGACCAGAAAAGUAGAAAAAGAUCUUUAUUUGCCCUCUGGUAUCAAGCUGGUGCCUGGCACCGGUAUCAUGAUAAACAUCUGGGCUAUGCACCGUAACCCUCGCUACUGGGGAGAUGAUGUGGAGCAGUUCCGGCCUGAAAGGUUCAUUGACACACCGCUCAAACAUCCAGCUGUCUACAUGCCAUUCAGUUAUGGACCUAGAAACUGUGUUGGCUACCAAUACGCCAUGAUGUCGAUGAAGACGAUGCUAUCUACAGUACUACGACGUUACAAGUUCCUGCCUGCCACCCAACCUGACAAGAACUCUGAGUUCCCCCCACUGCGCCUUAAAUUCGACAUUAUGAUGAAAGAUGAAGAUGGUUUCCAAGUAUGUGUUGAGCCCCGAUCAAAACUGGCUUAAACAAAGUAUUAUUAAGAUUAGUAAAAC
Molecule: messenger RNA, 1574 nt
Organism: Spodoptera exigua (beet armyworm)
Lineage: Eukaryota; Metazoa; Arthropoda; Insecta; Lepidoptera; Noctuidae
Source: the annotation of a GenBank genome assembly